Hippocampus zosterae (dwarf seahorse) is the source of this 2601-nucleotide messenger RNA. It is a transcript of the gene rcvrna, whose product is annotated as recoverin a. NCBI's taxonomy places the organism in Eukaryota, Metazoa, Chordata, Actinopteri, Syngnathiformes, Syngnathidae. The transcript has 3 exons. The record is from RefSeq and is a predicted model, not a curated record. The coding region runs from base 124 to 735 and encodes 203 amino acids. Gene Ontology annotation, molecular function: calcium ion binding.
CCACCUUCUAAAUCAGACACGGAGCUGUCUGGAUUUAGGUUACCGUGACAAUAAUCUGCUUUGCUACCGUGAAAGCAGGCCCUAGCGUGCGCGAGCCAAGAAGACGAAGAAGGAGACGCACCGAUGGGGAACACCAAGAGCAGCACGUUGUCCAAGGAACUCCUGGAAGAGCUGAAAUCCAACACCAAGUACUCCGAAGCUGAGCUGUGCACAUGGUAUCAGUCCUUCAUCCGGGAAUGUCCCAGCGGGAAGAUCAGCAAAGCGCAGUUUGAAGGCAUUUACGCCAGCUUUUUCCCGGAUGCUGACCCUACCGCCUAUGCCCGCCACGUCUUCCGGAGCUUUGAUACCAAUGCCGACGGAACUCUGGAUUUUAAGGAGUACAUUGUGGCACUUCAUCUCACCUCGGGGGGGAAGACCCGUCAGAAGCUGGAGUGGGCCUUCGCUCUCUAUGACGUUGACGGCAACGGGACCAUCAGCAAGAAUGAGAUCCUGGAGAUCGUCAGGUCGAUCUUCAACAUGAUCCCAGCUGAUGACCAGGAGAAUCUUGCCGAGGAUGAGAACACGCCAGAGAAGCGAGCGGAGAAGGUCUGGUGCUUCUUCGGCAAGAAGGAGAACGACAAAAUCUCGGAGGGAGAGUUCAUCCAGGGCGUGAUGGACAAUCAGAAUAUCUUGCGACUCAUCCAGUAUGAUGAACCUCAGAAGAUUAAAGACAAGCUGAAGGAAAAGAAACAAUAGCGGCAAUAAACAGACUCUUGACGGUUUGCUUUUUUGUUACCGUGGCAACCACGCAGGAAGUGUCUCGCGACAACUAAUUGUGGAAAAAACAAAAACAAAUCAAAAAUGUCAUCGAUGUGUAGUUUGGCACUCAUGGGUUUUUUUCCUUAUCCUUCAUUACUCCCUUUCACACCAUCUCCUGGCAUCUUGGUGUCAUAGAACUAUGUUGAAGUGAGUUGAGGCGUUUCAUACAGACAUACCAUUACAUUUGACUGUCAAGUUAACUACAUCGUCCGCUAUAUACAAAUCGCUUGAUUCUUUUCUGCGGUAGGGAAAGAGUGGAAUGAUUCCAAAUACAGCAACAGUGAUCUGAAUCAUUCACUAAUUUCCGACUCCCUAAUUGAGAUUUUAUCGGGAUUCUACGGGGAUUUUGAUAUUGCGAAUCUACACAGUUCACACUUCACAAAAUUUAUUGUGUACUGAGUAGGGAGCAGCAAAUGAGCGAAUGAUUGCAAACACAUCUUUCACGAAGCUGAACUCAAGGCAUGCUAUUAGCAGAUGCUAAGGAAGUUAGCGCUGCCUUGGGUUCUCAGCUCUGUGCCUAAGCAGGAGUUUCACGGCAAUAAGAUGUAAAUAAUUGGCGGCACGCUAAUGCUAAGCUGUUUAAAUCAGUUUAAGUAUGAUGUUGAUGGGAGGUGGGGGUGGAUGGGUCAGGUUAAGCGCUUUAAUCCUAUCACGAGCUGGAGGUCGAUGCCAAAUGACCCAACUAGCAAUACAAUCACAAUAACUGCAGCUUCUAACCCAGCACACAUUUGAGGGUUACAUUUGCGACAAUCUUACAAAGCAAACGGCUUGACUACAGGCGAUUUGGUAGUUUGACCCUUCCAACACACUUUUUAAAGGAGAAUUGUCCAAUCGUGAUCUCGGAAAGCAUCAAAUUGAGCACUACUUGCUAUCCGUCCAACAUAUGGGAGCAUUGAUAUUGUACUUUCCUCUGAGAACAUUGAUUUGUUUUGUGAAUAUGUUGCUGAUGAGACUUUUAUGUGUCUUUUUAUAUAUUUUUGUAUGUCAUGUUGUAUUGUUUUAUCUCGAGUCUGUAAUAAGUUUUUAUCACUUUUAAAAGUUUUAUUGAGUGUUAUUACUAAUAAUAUAGUUUUGGGGAAAAGGGCAAGAGAUACCGUGUAGACGCAUGACUAAUAUUUUAAAUCUGUGUUUUAUUCGAUAAACUACAUAACUCCCAAAUUACAAAUUGGAAUAUUGCCUUUUUGUAGCGGCAAAAAAGCCCCACUUUUGUCUCAUUAAGCUUCUUAAUUCACUUCAAUAUAGUCCUCAGCAGCAAGGAACAGAUUAGAUUUGUUCAAUGAAUAACAGAGGAUCGGUUCGUGCUGUCCUUCAUUUCAUAAAAAGAAGGCAAGUGCAUGCUACACUUUCCAAAAACAAAAAUAUUAAGUCUGUCAAUGUUUCAUUUUUGAAUGCCAUUAAACCUGUUCCUGUUUACACUGAAAACAAGCAGUUAGUUUCGCAUUUUGUGACAUUAGUGGCCCACGUUUGAAACGGAACCUGUCAACUUAAAAUCAAUGUGUGUAGCCAACUGUGAUUUUGGGCGAAAUUUUACACCUGAAGCUACGUAAGCAAGUGUAGCAAAAACUGUUCCUUGGCUGACACGUUUUUGUGAAUUUGGUUUCAGAUUCACGGCUGUAGAUUAGCACGGCAGAAGAAAUGAUUGAAGAGUAAUUCCAGAUACGAGCAAAAUGAGGGGAUUUACUUUAGAAUGCUGUGGGGGGUUUUUUUGAAGUUCACUCAAUAAAUGACUGAAACAAUCACAUUGCACUUGCCACUAAAACUAAAUUUCCCUUGUGCAUGAAUAAACCAUUUUGAACGACACGA